CAUGCUGAGGCGGAGACCGGAAGCCCCUUGUCGGUUCCGGGUUUUCUGGGCUACUACGAUGGCGAUGAGUUUCGAGUGGCCGUGGCAGUACCGCUUCCCGCCCUUCUUUACGUUACAGCCGAACGUGGACACCCGGCAGAAGCAGCUGGCCGCCUGGUGCUCUCUGGUUCUGUCCUUCUGCCGCCUGCACAAACAGUCCAGCAUGACGGUGAUGGAAGCCCAGGAGAGCCCGCUCUUCAACAACGUCAAGCUACAGCGGAAACUUCCUGUGGAGUCAAUUCAGAUUGUAUUAGAAGAGCUGAGAAAGAAAGGGAACCUCGAGUGGUUGGAUAAGAAUAAGUCUAGCUUCCUGAUCAUGUGGCGGAGGCCAGAAGAAUGGGGGAAACUCAUUUACCAAUGGGUUUCCAGGAGUGGCCAGAAUAACUCUGUGUUUACUCUGUAUGAACUGACGAGUGGGGAAGACACAGAGGAUGAAGAGUUCCAUGGGCUGGAUGAGGCGACCCUGCUGCGCGCUCUGCAGGCCCUACAGCAAGAGCACAAGGCUGAGAUUAUCACUGUCAGCGAUGGCCGAGGAGUCAAGUUCUUCUAGCAGAGACCUGGCUCCUUUACUUCUUACCUCCCACCUUUCCAGGGCUUUCAGAAGGAGACAGACAGACCUAGUGUCCCCACAGACUGGAUCUGUCACUCCUCCAGACUCAAAGGGCUCAAGUCCUGAAAGCUCAGACUUAGGGAUGUUUCCCACGUAACCCAUUAUUUCUGUCCCUGGGAUAGAGUAAGCCCACAGUGCCACGGAGAAAGGAUGCGUUUCUUGCCCUACCUCCUUUCCCAUCCUAUACUGUCCCUGAGCCAGGGUCUAUAAACCUGACACUUUACAUGUGUUCUCACACAUAAGUACACACCCACCCACAUGCGCCUGCACAGGCUUCUUUCUCCUCCCACUCCUUUAGCUGCUGUUGCCUCCCUUCUCAGGCUGGUGCUGGAUCCUCCCCAGGGAUGGGGGAAGCCCUGGCUGCAGGCAGCCGGCCAGGCAGUAUGAAGAUAGGAAGCCCCAGAAGGGGCCCGGUGGUGAGAGGCGGGCCCACUCUGAUUUAUGAUAUUAAAAUCUCUACUCCCAC
Messenger RNA from Mus caroli (Ryukyu mouse), 1115 nucleotides. It is a transcript of the gene Vps25, whose product is annotated as vacuolar protein sorting 25 homolog. Lineage: Eukaryota; Metazoa; Chordata; Mammalia; Rodentia; Muridae. The record is from RefSeq and is a predicted model, not a curated record. Gene Ontology annotation, molecular function: protein homodimerization activity; structural molecule activity. Gene Ontology annotation, cellular component: ESCRT II complex. Gene Ontology annotation, biological process: protein transport to vacuole involved in ubiquitin-dependent protein catabolic process via the multivesicular body sorting pathway.